AUGGGCAACCUUGGCCCGUACGGCACAUGCCCCAACCUGCAUGCUAUUCUCACUGGAAAACCAACCCCAGCUCCCAAACGUGAGAGCCCCAAUUCCCGUGAACGGCCUGACCCAACCAAACGCGCAAAGCACCCACCUCAAGGAACUCAUCCCGGAUACCUGACGUACGACGGCCCAGGCCGACUUCCAAUUGCCCCUUUCAAAUGUAAACACCCCAUUACCGGCAAACAGGCAGCCUUCUGUUCCCAUUUCCUAUUUGCCAACUACCAUUGCAACCGCCCCCGCUGCCACAAUAUCCACUACACCAAACAGUUUGCAGCAACUAUGGGAUCUGCCGACACCCAGGCAUUUGAAAAAUUCAUUGAAAAAACCCCUGGGGUGACCCGUUUGGCCCCAAAGCCUCAUGUCCCUGAGUGCUCUACAUGCAUCAUCCCUCACCCAAGCAGCCUCGUUUACCAACCGACCCAGCCACCAAUGUCGCACCAACCCAACCUGCCCCGCAUUUUAACCUCCACCCCUCCACCGAGCCAACCUUCGGCACCGCCCUCAGCACACCACCGGUCCGCCCUGCCUCCCGAUUCCCAGUACUACCAAUUCACUGACGCAGAGCAAGAAAAAUUUGGAGAGCUCCUUGAAGUCUCCGUCCAAGGUCGUUCGUCUACCCCAUCCAUGACCAAACGCGACCGCGAGACCUGGGCAGCCACCAAACUCCCAUCCCCGGUUUUUCUUGCUGUCAAUUCUCCGCAUGGUAAGGACAGCGUGGACAGGUGGUUCAGUACAGAGCAUAAGUUUGAACAUACCUGGAUAUUUUUGACCCUCUUCCACGUGUGCCCAUCCAUCCAUCUCCUCUCCCUUCUCAUCCAAGAACACCGCUUUGUGGACUUCCGACCCCUCCAACAACCCAUACCACCACAACUGACCCCCAGCGUUGCCAUGCAUCGAUGGAGCCGCAUGUUCACCGCAUGCUUACUCCACUACGACCUCAGCAUCCCAACCGCAGUCCGCUUUGUUGGCAACAUCCACACCGGUGCCCAUCGCGACUGGCCCACCCUCGAACCCAUUCUCCGUGAAGCCAAUGUUGACCCCUUCCUCAUCACCCAGCUCAAACGCAUCUUCCUCGAUGGCGCCCCCAAUUACGUCAAUGCGGAAUCGACCGAUGAGAACCUGUGCACCUUCAUUGCCUACGGUAAUCACAAGACGAUUUACGACGACGUGAGCAAAACACAAAGCGCAGUCGAAAAAGACAUCCUCCGCAACUACCUUCUGGCAGCCAACCCAGCCCUACUUCCAUACAUCCGAGACGCCCACACUACUCCCCUCGGGUUGGUUGAUGCAUGUCACGAAUAUCGCAAACCCCGUAUCAUCUUUGAUGCCACCCACCAUCCUUCCCUGACAGCCAUGGCAGUUAACGAUUUCACUUCUAAAGAAACUGAACCGGAAAUCUGCUUCCCGAGGUCAUUUCCCAACUUCUUGAUCUGGAUCUACAACCUUCGCAUCACCUACCCACACGAGGAAAUCUACAUUUGCGACGAUGAUGUCUCUGGCGCCUUCCGCCAUGUCAAAUGGAACCCAAAUGUUGUUGGCAUGCACAUGUUCAUGCUAUUUGGUUUCCUUUUCUUCUGUACGGGUCUCUCAUUUGGCGACAACACCAGCCCAGCCCAAUGGGAAGUCGUCGCCAUGGUCCGCCAGCAGCUUGCCCAAUCCCUUUGGUAUGCUGCAGUAACCACCAUCCCACGAGUCGCAAAAUACCUCCCCAAGCUAUCCCUUGCUCCCCUUCCAACGCCAUCAGACAUUGCCGCUUUCACUCCUGCCGAGCCCGACUCUAAGAAUCAAGGGGUUUUAAAGGCAGACGGAUCCCGCAAGUCCCCGACCUUUGAUCACCAUGUUGACGAUUGCCUAUACAUCGACGUGGCCCUAGUCUUACGCCAAACCAUUUCAGCCAGCAUCCUUGCCCUAUACAUCCUAUUGGGAUUCCCCAACCCAUCCAACGGGAUCCGCAAUUGCAUAUCUUGGGAAAAAGUUGCCAACACUUUUUCCCAUGAACGCAAAACAGUUGGAUGGCUCAUCAACUCGAGAAGAAUGACAGUACGUUUACCUUCCAUCAAACGGGACCGCCUCCUUAAACUCCUUUCAGAAACACUGGCGAAUCCGUCCCUGUCCCUUUGCGAUAUCGCGAUUCUUCUAGGGCACGUUUCAACUGCAACCACCGUCUGUCGAUGGAUAUGUUGUUCCUACUUCAACUUGCAACGUGUCCUGAGUCAAUUUCUCCGAUCCCGCCACCAAUCCAUCAAACACUACAUGAAACGCAACGACAAAGUCCAAAUCAUCUCCGACCAACUCCUUCCAUCCCUCCGCUACCGCCUUGCUUCCCUUAUCGGAAAGGAAGCAGCUACUUUCCUAUGGAACGCCAACAAACGAUUCCGCCUUAACGACCCUGUGCUCCGCGAACUCCGAGCCAUCAAGCACAGCCUCCAAACAGAGACAUGGGAAAUCUACAUUCCUCAAAUGAUCCCUAGAGAUCCCCAUUUCACGUUGUACGGAGAUGCUAGCUUCCUUGGAGGAGGCGCCUAUUCUGACGAACUUCUCUUUUGGUUCCGCAUCGUUUGGAGCCCCGAUAUUGUUGCUGGUACAAAACUGAAAGCCAGCAACCCCAACUCCGUCCACAUCAACAGCCUUGAGUUCUUGGUAGCCUUUCUCCAGGAAGUUGCCACGGUUGUCCGCCUUGAAGGAACUUCCCAUGCCCAUCCAGGCCUGGCCCACAAAUUCCCCAACGGACUUUCCCAAUUCCCAGUUCUGCUCAACCGCACUGACAACACACCCACUGAGAAAUGGAUGAAUGACGCCCGCACAAACAGCCCUUUUGCACGCCUUUUGGUCGACUUGCAUGGUCAGCUCCUCAAACG
Messenger RNA from Cylindrotheca closterium, 2903 nucleotides. NCBI's taxonomy places the organism in Eukaryota, Bacillariophyta, Bacillariophyceae, Bacillariales, Bacillariaceae. The record is from the annotation of a GenBank genome assembly.